AGUCUCCUUUGUGGCCAUCUUCCCUCAAUCACACGUAAUGUCUCACCAUCUCUAAAAUCACUGUUUCAAGACUGUUGUCACUUAGCCCUAACGAGAAUCAUACAAGACCCCACCGACGAAGCAGAAUGGAAGCUCUUUCUGUGCAUACCACGAAUGAUUCUACGUCACAAAAGAGAAGGUACAGCUGCAAUUAGGCAGGAAAGACCUAAGUUUCUCUCCUUUCUUGAUUUCCAGUGGGAGGAGCUUUUACAUCUUCAACGACCUCUUCUCAAGUCUUCAUCAACGCAAUCAAAGCUUUCAACAAAUUGUAAGAAAGUUCUUCAGCUGAUUAAAUGUGGUGAACUUUCCCGAGCAGCAAAAUUGCUUUUGAGUCCUGGCCUUGCUCCAGUCUCUGCAAAAACGGUUGUAAAGCUGACCUGGAAGCACCCUGCUCAAGUGAAGAGUGUGCCCUGUCCAGAAGUAUUGCCUCAAUUUACCAGUCUCUCUGAGUCAUUGUUUUUCGCUACUUUGUCCAAACUUCCCAAGAGUUCCGGAUCUGGCCCGUCUGGAUGGAACUUUGAUCAUUUCACGGCACUUGCAAGUAGGUCUACUACAGCCGAAAAGUUCUUUACUGUCUGUAACCUGAUUGUAAGAGGAUCUAUCCCUCACGGCAUAGUCAAGCUCCUUUCAGCUUCUCGACUUGUUGCUCUCUCGAAGCCAUCUGGUGAUGUGAGGCCAAUCGCAGUCGGCAAGUGUAUCAGACGGCUCACGGCUAAGACCUUGUGUCUACAAAAGAAAGAAUCUUUUUCAUCCUUCCUCUCUCCCCUCCAACAUGGAGUAGCAGUUGAAGGAGGACCAGAGCUUAUCGUACAUCAUAUUAGUCUACUUCUGGAAUCCAAUCCUGAUUGAGUCAUCUUAAAAACGGACUUGAAAAAUGCCUUCAACUCGGUAUCACGAUCCCAUCUAUUAUUACCUGAAGUUGCAAAAGCAUUCCCCGACAUCUACCAACAUGUCCAUCAAAUGUAUGCCGGUUUCAGUCCUUUGGUUUUCAACGACGGGAAAAUUGCUCACAUUCUGCGGUCCAAAAAAGGAAUCCACCAAAGGGACCCCUUGGACCCAUGCUAUUUUCUGUCGCCUUGCAUCCAUUUCUUUUGGACCUCCAGAAGAACCACUCAUCCACCCGUGUCCUAGCCUACUUGGACAAUAUGUUUUUAUUGGGCCCAUGGAGGAUAUUUUAUUAUGCUAGAACGAUGCGGAGUCUAGCUUAAAAGAAAUUGGUCUCAACAUAGCAAUCGAGAAAUGCGAGCUUCUGUGCAAUGGUCUCCCAGACCAUCCCCAUUUCGAUAAAGCUAUUCGAGUUGUGUCUUCAACAUUACCAAUCCGGAACGGUGGGUUUGGCAUGUCCUCAAUGGUGUCAACGUGUCCAAUCGCGUUUGUAUCAAGUUGGGCCCGUUCUCUAGCUCACCUCCCUCAAUCAUUUGGUGAUCUCACAGACUUAGUCAAAAAUCUCCCAUGCAGUCCAAC
This is a messenger RNA of Corticium candelabrum, 1503 nucleotides long. RefSeq lists its product as uncharacterized. The coding region runs from base 154 to 888 and encodes 244 amino acids. The record is from RefSeq and is a predicted model, not a curated record. The transcript has a single exon. NCBI's taxonomy places the organism in Eukaryota, Metazoa, Porifera, Homoscleromorpha, Homosclerophorida, Plakinidae.